AUGCGGCUCUUUACACACAACAUUCUGACGUCGCGUGUGUUAAAGUCUGUCAAAGUCGGCUAUCCCCUCGGUAUAAAGGUAGUCCUUGUCGCCUCCAGGCGAGUAUUUGUCUCGUCCAAUUCAGGCAACCAAGGUGGAAAUUACGCCCGCCGAAUUUGAGGCUACACAAACUGCCAAAUUUAUUCCUAAGAUUGAGUGGAGCGUUUUGAAGAGUGCUGCGGAACAGGUGAGGCUACUCAAGCCUCUUUUAUCUGUUAGAAUUUGAUGUUUUUCACUUUUUUAAAAGUCUAUUGUUUUUUGUUCAUGCUGUUUAGUUUACGACGAUAACUUAGAAUUUUGCAGGCUGGGCAGGUAUUUGACUUCUACUACGAUUCUAAUCCUUAAAUAGCCGUGUCAUGCCAUUGCUCGCUAGUACUUCGUUUCGCAUAGACACGUCUGUGUGGCUCAUUAAUUAGGCUCUAAGUACUGUCCUGUUGUGCAGCUUCGUCAUAGGUAUAUUCUGGAAUACAAGGGAGCUAUUAAAAGGCAAACCCACCUUCCUUUACAACUUUUGCUGUACAGCUACUCAAACGGCCCGGUGGUAGUCCUCAAGCCACUCCACAAGUUGAUUGUCUCACUGAAGUCCACCUUAAUAACGUGCGAAAGUUGGACAGAUUUUCGUCAUUAUGCGCUCAGAAAUUCUUGUGCACAUUACAAUCCGUACCUAUUAUACGUCGUCCUAACUAGAUUGGGGCCAACCAUGUGGGUGAACUUCCAAACGAAAUCCCAAGCGAAUACGAGACCAACGAGGAGUUUCUCCGCCAGGCUCACAAGGCCCUCCUGGAGCUGGACAUAAUCGAAGGUGCCCUGGUCUGCCCAGAGACCGGUCGCGAAUUCCCCAUUUCCGACGGAAUCCCCAAUAUGCUUGUGAAUGAGGGCGAAUGA
Molecule: messenger RNA, 924 nt
Organism: Spirometra erinaceieuropaei
Lineage: Eukaryota; Metazoa; Platyhelminthes; Cestoda; Diphyllobothriidea; Diphyllobothriidae
Source: the annotation of a GenBank genome assembly